Molecule: messenger RNA, 9389 nt
Organism: Bicyclus anynana (squinting bush brown)
Lineage: Eukaryota; Metazoa; Arthropoda; Insecta; Lepidoptera; Nymphalidae
Gene: Patr-1
Exons: 18
Coding region: 117-3329 (1070 amino acids)
Biological process (GO): deadenylation-dependent decapping of nuclear-transcribed mRNA; P-body assembly
Cellular component (GO): P-body
Molecular function (GO): RNA binding
Source: RefSeq, a predicted model, not a curated record
UAAAUACUGUACGUGUAACGAAACGUACAAAGGCAUGGCGCCAGCCGCCAGCACCGUUGCGACACAAUAGCGUGACAAGUCAUGUCAUUUUCUCUCAUGAUACAUGAAAAAAUCCAAUGGCAGAUUCUUUUUUCGGGUUCGAUACUUCGUUAUCGAACUUAAAUGACGAUGAAGGUGGGGGAGAACCUUCGGAGGACGAGUAUGAUGCUCUUAAUGAUGAGACCUUUGGACAAGACUCCGAGGACUUUGACUGGGAGGUGGAACAUGAACAGCUGGCGGGACAGUUGGAGAGCAGCCGCAGAUAUUCCAUUCUUGAUGAUGCGGAUUCACAUCUUGAGGCAUCACUAUCCCAGCUAGUCCUCGAUGAGACUGAUGCUCCUCUGUCUCGCAGCCUCGGAUCCAGUGUGUGGCGACAUGAUCCACCUCUGUCCACUCCAACCUUACCAACACCAGGACCGGCGCUCAAGAAUGUCUGCACAGUUGAAGAGCUGGAAAGACAGCUGCGCCAAAACCAUGCACCGCAAAACUUUACACAGAACUACUUCCAGCCUAGAUUUCCGGUCAUUCUCCAAAGGCCGCCCGGACUUCAAGCACCGGUGCCGCCACCAUUUGCACCAGUGCCGAUGCAACAAUCAAGUAAUGUACCGCCAAUGAGCCAAUCUCAUAGUAAAAUGAUGGCUUCGAACAACCAGAUGGGACAAAAUAACUCGAUGAUGAACCAUAUGACACAAAACAUCAACAUGAGUCAAAAUGUAAAUCAAAUGGGGCAAAAUAUAAACCAAAUGGCACCUAAUGUAAAUCAAAUGGGCCAGAAUGUGAACCAGAUGGGGCAAAAUAUGAACCAAAUGUGUCAGAACAUGAACCAGAUAGGACAAAAUAUGAACCAAAUGUGUCAGAACGUGAACCAAAUGAGUCACAAUCAAUUUAUGCAAAAUUCAAAUCAGAUGCCAUUUCAGAACAACAUGGGACAGGGAAUGAUGAAUCAGAUGCAAAACAUGCAUCAGAUGGGACAAAACAAUGUUAUGCAAAACCAGAUGGGUCAAAGUAUGAACCAAAUGGGGCACAACAUGAAUCAGAUGGCCCCAAACGUUAACCAAAUGGCGCCAAAUAUAAAUCAGAUGGGACAAAACGUGAAUCAAAUCAGGCCGAAUAUGAACCAAAUUGGUAAAAAUAUAGGGCAGAUGGGGCAAAAUCAAAUGAUCCCAAAUGGUAAUCAAUUUGGUAUGAACCAGUUUUCCCACAACAUGAUGUCUCAACCUAGGAUGAUGCCACCUCCUGGCAUGGCCAUUCCAAGGCAGAACUUCAGUCCCAACAUGAAUCAGUUUAAUCAGAAUUUUCGUGGUCCAUCAAUACCACCAAAAAACGAGCAACCAAUAACCCAACCCAACAUGAUCAUGAACCAGCCGAUUAAACAAAUGAACCAAAUAAAUCAGAUAAACCAAAAUAUAAAUCAACAAAUAAAACAGAAUCUGAACCAAUCGCCACCAAACAAGAACCACUCUCAAAAUUUGAAUCAACCUCAUCAAAGUAUGAACCAACCUGCACAGAAUUUGAACAAACAGGUCCAAAAUUUGAACCACUCCGCUCUAAGUUUGAACCAGUCGGGGCAAAACUUAAUUCACUCUGGUCAGGGUGUAAACCAGUCAGGCCAGAAUUUGAACCAGCCGAAAAUAAAGACCCGAGUGUAUAACAACCAGAACUUAACGUCACAAAACUUGGUUCAGUUAAUUCAGAAUACACAUCCAAUGUUGCAGUUUAACAAUAGCUUCCAUAAUGCGAGCCACCAUCCAAUAUUGAAUAACCGUUUAAUGAAUAACCAGAAUGUGAAUAACCAUCCAAUGUUCAAUAGACAGAAUGGCGCCUUUGGAAAUGCUAGACUUUCAAACAGCGACGACAGUGCGAGUGAGUCAGACGACCCGUACAGCGGGUUGAUGACCCAGCGGGAGAAGCAGUGGCUCAUCAACAUACAGAUGUUGCAGCUCAACACUGGAACACCCUAUAUACAUGACUUCUAUUACACUGUGUUCUUAGAACGGCAGGCGAAUAAGGAGAAGGAGGGCAUCAAGGAAGCUCACAAGGCUAACCAGCAGAACCAUCCCUUCUAUAGUGGAGCAGUGAAUCAAGAGUCGGAGACACACAGACACAACCGCGAGCGACACAACUCGCACCGACACAACUCCACGAGUGAGGACGCACCCCGGACAUAUGUUCCCGCACAGUUCGAGAACUCCCUCGGGAAGCUGCAGUGCGGCAGCGUGACCGCUCCUCGGAAGAUCAUCGACGUGGAGUUGGUGUCGGAGCCGACGGCAGAACGAGCGUCGCGCGCGCCCAGCGUCUGCAGCACUACCACACCCGCAGAGGUGCCGCGUGAAAUGCGACGCACGAAGCAAAUGUUACUAGACAUUGAGGCCUUGUACCUCAUCUUACUGAGGCUGGAGGAACUGAACGACCCGUUGGCGAUAUCCAAUGCUCUCAUACUGAAGGAAAGAGAAGAGAAGCAGAGACUGUUGGAAGCGGCGCAGAAGGAGAUGGAGAACGAGCCAGAAGAAGACUCCAACUCCUUCCUCAAGACCAUAGAGUCUGUGCAGCGGCGGCCCAAACAGGACAGCCCUAAGAGUGAAUGCAUAGACAAGAGACAAGUGGUGAACCUAGCGGUGAGCCAGAAGCCUGUGCCGGUCAAGAAUCUGUUGGACGAAGACAAGGACGAGAUCCUGAACAAGAUGUUUGCGGGCCUGCUGUUUGGUGACAGAGUGCCGCAGAUGAUGACUGUUAGGAAAGGCAGGGUGCUGCUGUCGCGCUUCCUCCUGCGCGUGCCGGCGACGCACGCGCGGCUGCGAGCGCUGUGGGCGCGGGUGCUGCGCGCGCUGCCCGCGGCCUCGCGCCGCGACGACGGCGGGCUGGCGGCGCUGUCGCCGCACUAUCGCAAAUACAUGCAGAACACGACCGGCUGGUCAGCAGUGAUCGAGUCGUGCAGUCACCUGGCCGAGGCACUCGACCCCGCCCGGACGCCGCACGCGCUUACCUCGGCCUUAACCCUAAGCUGCGUGUGCGCGCUCAUGGAGCGGGCCAUCCUGCUGGUGAACACGCCGGACGCCACGGCCAACGAGCGCCAGUGGUACAAGUUCCUCAAGACGCUGGCGCGCGCGCUCAAGAACACGUCGCUGGCCGUGGCGCCGCCGACGCAGCCGCUGCCCGAGCCCAGGGUGAUGCACCACAUCAAACAGCUGGAGUCCAGGUCAACAAUAGAAAUACUUCAGCGGGGAAAGGCGGCGGACUUUGACUUGACUAAAAACGACGUGUCGGAACAGUUGGUCAAACAUCUGUGUUGAUAUUCGAUGACAUUUGACAAAUGUUUGCCGAAUUUGGACAAAUAUUUUAAACACUAUUUGAGGCCGAAUGACUUUGGUCAUAAGUCAUGACUAUGUUUGAUGGUAAUUUAAAUGGUUUGUGUUUGUACGGUCGUGUUGGUGUGUUUUGGAUAAUUCUUUUCUUAAAUUAAAAAAAAAUUUGAUGCAAGCUAUUUAUGUGCGAGUUGUGUUUAUUGAAAAUUAGAAAUGUUAUUAUAUUUUUUUGUAAAUAUAACAUUCAUAAGUAUUUCAUUAGCACUUUGUUGAUUUGAGCAUAAAAAUAUUAAUUAAAAUCGUAAAAAUCAAUAAUUUAUAAAAAAAAAAAAAUGUUUAAAUUAUAACUGGCAAUUAAUUCUUUAAAAUUAAAAAUACAACAUAUUUAAUUAUUAAGACAUAAGUUAGCGGUAGGCAUUUUAGUAAAAUGGUUAUUACAUAUUUAAAAUUGUUUUAAAAAUUAAAUCAUUAAAAAUUAUUGGUUGUAUAAACACUUUAGUAUAUACAUACUAUAUAGCGAUUAUGCAACACUCACUAUAACUCGUUUUGCCUUGAAAUUUAAUUAAAUCAUGAAAUAUAAAGUUUCUUGUAUAAAACAGUACUUAAAUCGAAAAACCAAAGAUCCAUCACGACCGUUUCCAAAGCAGUAUAAACUUUGGGGUAAUUGUGAAAAUGGGGUAAUUGUGAAAAUCGGAAAUUAGCGAAUAUCUACUGAAUUGGCUAAUAUGUUUUUUAGGCAAAAUUAUUUAUUAUAAUGUAGUAAGUUCGUACUAAAGCAUGUCUGUCAGUCAACACUACAGAAAUGCGUUUUGCUUGACAACUACUCAAAGGCAGAUAAUUUAAUAAUUUGAUUUGGCAUUGCCGAUUCUCCUUUAGUUAGUACAUCAACAUGCUUGUAUGUCUGUACUCCUUACUAUUUACUCAGUCUUCCUGUUUUCCGAAAUUAGAAAGAAUACUAAUGUGGAUUGGCGUAACUUUAUCGGAAAGUCCCCACUUUCACGAUUACCCCAUUGGGGUAAUACCGGAAAGUAAAAAAAAACCAACCAACAUAACGAUCGAAUAACGGCCGUAAGUUAAAAUUUCGCCGAUGACGUAGCAUUAAAUAGGUGUUAUAUAUAUUUGUAUAAAAUAAUGCGAAAUUUUCAUUUUUACGGCCGAUUUUGUAUAAAUGUAGAUACAAUAGACAAGGCCGCCGUGCCGAUGUACUUCGCACCUUAUCAUUCAUAUGUUUAAAACUCAAAAUGCAAUGACGAGAAUUUUUUCAUUCGACCGCGUCGAAGCACUUUUUUCAGACCGAAUACUGAAAUGCUUGUUUUACUGCCUUAAUUGACUGCCAUUUAUAAAUUUAUGGGGAUUUUUGGCUUAACACGGCCACUGUUAAAGGCCAUAAAUGUCCCAAAAUAGAAACUCUUAUUGUCUAUGAUUUUUUUUUUAAUUUAUUAUAUUUAUGUGCUAAUGGACAGUGAACGUGUUAGCCUAAAGUUUCACCAAAAUCUAAAUAGUUGUUAAUUCUAACAUAGACGUUGGAUUAUUGUCGUGCAAAAUGCGUUCCAGUAUACGGUAGAAAGAGUGUUUAUUAUUAUUUUUAUUUUAAACUAUUACUUAAUUACUAAGUAGUCUAUUAUUAUUGUUCUAUGUUAUACACUUAUUAUGUUUUUUUUUAUUACGUCAAGCUAACAUCCAUAACUAAACGUACAUAAAUCCAGAAAUGAAAAAACUGCAAUUUUUUGGUGAAUAAUUUUUUUAUACAUAAAAACACCUAAAUUAUACCAGUCUUCCUUAUGAACGUUAAUUAGGUUUAUAAAAGGUUGCUUAGUUGAAAAAAUCUCAAACGGCAAAUGGGUUAUUACUUUAUUAUACUUUAAGGUGAUUUUGCUUAUUUGAAGAUUUUUUGUGAGGCCUUAAACAUUUAUCAAUAAAUUUAAUUUUGAAAAAAAUCAAAUGCAAGUAUAUUAUCAACUGUAUAGUAAAUGUAUAUUAUUAGAUGUUAUCACAUUAAGUGAAGGCUAAAACAAUGGCAUACAACUGGUGUCAGAAUUGUAGUGCAAAUAUGCUUUGGGUAUUUGGAUCAUUUUGUAAGACAUCAUAGUAUAAUUUUUUAGUUGUCAUAGUUACGUUAUACUGAUCUAUUCUUGUAUACUUUUGUCAUAUUUGGUCGUCCAUACAAAAUCACCAGGGUCAUAUACAGGGUGCUUGGGAGUAUUUCCCAUAACUCUAGGGUUAUAUUCUUUACCAAAAAUGAAUUUAAAAUAUUCAAGGAACAUGUGUUCUAAAAUUAAUGUUUUCGGGGUAAAUAUUAUUUACUUUGUAAAUAGAUCUUAAAAUGUGUCCCCUAUAUUUGCAUCCUUAUAAUUAUGACGUGGUCAAGUUUGACGUAUUUAAGAAUGCAAGUAUAGAUGUGUUACAUGGAUAGUCACAAUUAUUUGAAUUACUUUGUAUGAAAAUACAAAAAGUUAUAUUUUUUAGUUAUGCAAAAAAUAUUAGUCAUGCAGUUCGGCUCCUAUAAGUGGACUUGCCAACCACCUUCAAGUUAUGGGAAAUACUCCCGAGCACCCUGUAUAUGCAAUUAUUAGUGUAUAUCAGCGACACCAUCACCGAUAAGUGGCAAACGUAACGUAAAGUCCGAUUGUGUGAACGACCAAAGGAGAUGGUCGCAAAUUGUUUGUAGCUUAUAGGGAAAUAUCAUCAUCAUUAUCAGCCGAUGGACGUCCACUGCUGGACAUAGGCCUCUUGCAUAGACCUCCAAGCACUACGGUCCACCUAGUGCGGAGUCGCCAUUCCAGCACCUUGGGACCCCAACGUCCAUCGGCUCUUCGAACUAUGUGGUCUGCCCAUUACCACUGUCAGGUUCUUCUGCGGAUCUCCUCAUUUCUGAUUCGAUCACGCAGAGAAACUCCAAGCAUUGCUCGCUCCAUCGCCGGUGAGUGACUUUGAUCCUUCUAAUACUGUGAAAUAUUGAACUUUUGCUGAUUAUUCAAAUCCACGAAUUCACUUUUAUUUCAAUAAAAUCAUCAUUUAGAUUUAUUUAUUUCCUAAGAAAUGGAACACUAAAUAUGGGCAAUGAUGGCGGAUAUACUUUUGACGUUUGCUCUCAACGACUGGAAUGAACGCCAUCUUGGAUUUGAAUUAAAAAACUUAGAGACUGCACUAAAUUUUCAUGUUUAUCUAGUUAUUUAGUUCAAUUAAAAAAUUGUUGAUAUAUUUUAGACUAGAUAUCUAGACUAACCACAUCCUGAAGAGACACAAUGUUAACCAAUUCCGGCGAAGUAGUUUCAGUCCAAUCUCUUUCGUCCCAGCUCAACGAAAGAGAUGGCGAUAUUUCCGGUGGCGCAGCCUAUUGGUUAUAUUAUAUUGGUUGACAUUUGACUAUUUCUCUAUACGAAAUACGUCGUUCGGUCGGAUGUUAGGUGUACUAGUCCGAAAUACGCCAUCUCCUUUGACAAAUGUAUACCCAAUUAUCAAUUUAACGUAAUUCCAUGUUUCGUUUAUUUGUCUAAAAACUUAUACUAAGUCUUCGGAUGGAGUUCGUCAGGGGUAAAUAACAUUUUACUAAAAAAAAAUGAUUUUGUAUUUUAGGUGUAUAAAUUCAUGGGGCUGGAGUUAAGCAAUUUUGUGACUGUCUAUAUUUCAGUAAAGAGUAAUUUAUUAAGAGGAUUUUAUGAAAACUGCCUAGUUUCAGCCCCCAAUUCUGCCAUUGCGUCAUUCUGAUAUUAGUUUAGCAUAGAAUGGCAAUACUAAAGCUUUUAUUAUUUUAAGAUGGCAAUAUUGUAAUUUUAGUGCUGCCAGGUUGUGGUGGUCGACGAUGGAAUGAUAUUUGAUAUAUGAAGGCCGAUAUGUAUGCAAUGAAAUGAUUUUCCGCCGCAACUGUGACGUCACACUUAUAGGCAAACUAAAAUUGAGUCAUCGUUUGCGCAUUUCAGGGUAAAGAGGAGCAAGUGGGAGCUUUCGGUUUACUUGCCUUUGUAGUCAUCUAUCGCUACAUAGUAUAGUCCUUUUCAUGAAAAAAGUCCCUCAGACGUGACGUUAAUGUCUUAAUGACGUCAUUGUCAUUUGGUAAUGGCGGUCUCCUUGUCAUUUGUGUGUCAAUUCAGGUUCUAGCCAAGGGACUCCUUUCAUGAAAAGGACUCUAUACCGGAUAGCGUAGACAGGCAUUGCUUUACGUCACUGUUGUGUGUAUCGUGUCUUUUGUGCUAUGUAUUUAAAACAUCUAAAAUAACUUUGUAAAUAUUACAUUCCGUUGUCGAUGUGCCGCGCGGUUAUGUCACAUAUUUAUUCUGACAGUUACACCUGGCAACACUAAUAGAUAAUACAGAUAAAUAAAAAUUAUAUUUUAACCACUCAUCUAUGUAAAUAUUAAGAAUAUAUAAAAACACUUAUGUAGAUUUUUAGUAGCUUUUAAUUUAAACAAAAUUUGAAAAAAAAAUAUGCUUUUUCUAAUUUUUAUUAUAUUAUUGUAAUUAUUUAACUGGGUUACUAGAUUUAAUUGACGAUUAAAAAAAAAAAAUAUCCAUUGAAUUUUGAAAUAUGGAGGAAUAUGUUUAUAAUCCAUAAAAAUUCGUGGACACAGAAGGAUUGAUUUUUUUCCGCGUAUAAUGUAAUAUAUAUAUUUUUUUUUUAAUUUGUAAAAGACUGUGAUCAUUGGUUAAAUAUUUCAUUUACGAAGCGAACCUUUUUACAACACUUUGUACAUGGUUUGGAAAUUUAUAAAAAAAAGUGCAGCUUGUCAUGGCAUCCAUAACCAUGGGGAAGGUUCAUGGAAAAGACAAUUUGGUGUUAUUGGUUGGUCUAUAUUGUAAAUUGUCUAUGAUAUGACAUUUUCCCAUAGACAUCGUUGUUUCGUAAUGGUGAUUUUUAAAAUAAGAGUAGCGUAGGAAGAUUCGCUUCCGUUUCUUUUUUAAUUUCGUGAUAGUGUGAGAAAAAAAUCAGUCCUAAACGCAAAAUCACAUUACGACAUUUGUUUCACGUUAUGUGACUUUGGGAAAAUAUUUUUAAAAUUGAUAAAAAAAAAUAUCACACAUUGUCUCAUUUAGGUGUUACUCAUACAAAUUAUUUAAAAAAAAAUAAACUUUUUUUUAUCUAAUAUAAAUGUUAUCUAUUUAUUUUACGUAUCACGCGGUGUUCCUUGAUCUCUGGGGUUUUAUUUAAAAUAAUGUAAAAGUGUAAUUAUCAUUUUAUUCUAAUUCUUAAACGAUUAUAAAUAUUACUAAUUUAACAUUUAUACACGGAAGAUAAUUAAUUUUUGUUUUAAAAACGCAAAACAAAAUAAUAUUAAUCAAAAUGUUAGUAGUGGGGUCAGUUCUGGAACAGUCAUAGAUCACCGUUAGUUUGAAGUAAAGAUGUGUAUGAAAUGUGAUCUUCUGAGGUGCUUCAGUCCUCACUGAAUGUUUAAUCCCUUAAGGUUCGGACGCUCAGAGAUUGCGUUUCUGGCAGGUCGUGACCGAACGUUUUGUCUCAUUACUACAAAGACAAACAGUUGGUAUAAUCUUGAAACAGUUCGAAGUUACAUCGCCCAUUCGAUCACGACUUGUCAAAAACGCAAUCUCUGAGCGGCCUCGAAUACAAUUUCGAAUAUAGAUUCACAAAUAUUUAACUACCACACCAAACUGUAUCCAGUGGCGUGUACUUUAUACAUGCUAGAAAGCAUUGCUUACUCAGAGAACGCAUUACAAGCCCCAUAUCGAAGAAGACUUCAGUUUGUAUAAUUUAUAUUAUGUCCUAUGCCUACCCUAGUUACGAACUUUGUGCGCGCCACUGUCUGUAUCCCCCACUUUUGUUAUUGUUUAUUUUCGAAAUUGGCAAAUUUAAUGACGAAAAUUUCAAAAAUUUACAACACGGUUCAAGACGCUUGCAAAAUAUUAUGUAUCCAUAUAACAUUCAUACGAGUUAGUAAGAAAAGGUUUGUUAUCACUACGUUUUUAAUUUUUAAACGACAUUUUUGUUUUCAUUUGUAACACCUGGCGGAGUUAGGUUUUUACUAUCUAUUGGUAGUUUUUAGUUUCUUUUUUUAUCAGUAAAAAAUAAUUAAAUGAAAAAUUUGUUUUUAGCAAA